Messenger RNA from Caenorhabditis bovis, 354 nucleotides. The record is from the annotation of a GenBank genome assembly. Lineage: Eukaryota; Metazoa; Nematoda; Chromadorea; Rhabditida; Rhabditidae.
AUGUCCUCCGCACUCCGAUUUUUUCGCUACCUUCGAAGCUACCCGCUAUGCCCGUUUUGCUACAAUAAUCCGCCGUUUGAGAAUAUGCCGGAAGCGAGCGGAUGCAUCAAUUGUCCGCAUCCAUCUUGUCCGAAUUCCUACAAUGGUGUCGGUGUUUGCGGAUGCCUGCAGAAUUGCGGCGGUGUGAUGGUCGUCGAUGUUCAAUCGCAUCCGAAAUGGCGGCUCACGUGCAACAAAUGCGCGUCGGUUAUUGCGCUAUUCGACAGGGCUCAAAAAAUAAUGAUCGAAGUUGCGCGGAAUGCGGAGCGCAAUUUAUUCGUGCUGAGUAUAAGACGGCUGGAUCGAAUCCACUGA